Messenger RNA from Fukomys damarensis (Damara mole-rat), 3322 nucleotides. Its product is annotated as epidermal growth factor receptor kinase substrate 8. Bases 103 to 2571 code for a protein of 822 amino acids. Gene Ontology annotation, biological process: positive regulation of ruffle assembly; regulation of Rho protein signal transduction; Rho protein signal transduction. The transcript has 21 exons. Lineage: Eukaryota; Metazoa; Chordata; Mammalia; Rodentia; Bathyergidae. Gene Ontology annotation, cellular component: vesicle; plasma membrane; ruffle membrane. The record is from RefSeq and is a predicted model, not a curated record. Gene Ontology annotation, molecular function: actin binding.
GGCACAUAAAUGAGCCUAGAGGAAUUCCCUCUCACUGCUGCUUGAGGAUCGCAAGAGGAUCUGGCUGAGCGGUGUGGGCAGAGCAUAGAAGAGUGAGCCACGAUGAAUGGUCAUAUUUCUAACCAUCCCAGUGGUUUUGGAAUGUACCCAUCUCAAAUGAAUGGCUACGGCUCAUCACCCACCUAUUCCCAGAUGGACAGAGAACACAGUUCAAAGACAAGUGCAAAGGCCCUUUAUGAACAAAGGAAGAAUUAUGCCCGGGACAGUGUCAGCAGUGUGACAGAUAUAUCCCAGUACCGAGUGGAACACCUGACUACUUUUGUUCUGGAUCGGAAAGAUGCUAUGAUAACAGUUGAUGAUGGAAUAAGGAAGCUGAAAUUGCUCGAUGCCAAGGGCAAAGUGUGGACUCAAGAUAUGAUUCUUCAAGUGGAUGACCGAGCCGUGAGCCUGAUUGAUUUAGAGUCAAAGAAUGAAUUGGAGAAUUUUCCUUUAAACACAAUCCAGCACUGCCAAGCUGUAAUGCAUUCUUGCAACUAUGAUUCGAUUCUUGCUCUGGUGUGCAAAGAACCAACGCAGAACAAGCCAGAUCUUCAUCUUUUCCAAUGUGACGAAAUUAAGGCAAACCUAAUUAGUGAAGAUAUUGAAAGUGCGGUCAGUGACAGUAAAGGAGGCAAACAGAAGAGGCGGCCUGAGGCCCUGAGGAUGAUUUCCAAAGCAGACCCUGGCAUACCACCCCCACCCAGAGCCCCUGCCCCUGUGCCUCCGGGGACGGUGACCCAGGUGGACGUGAGAAGCCGCGUGGCAGCCUGGUCCGCGUGGGCAGCUGACCAAGGGGACUUUGAGAAACCAAGGCAGUACCAGGAGCAGGAAGAGACACCUGAGAUGAUGGCAGCUCGCAUCGACAGGGACGUGCAAAUCUUAAACCAUAUUUUGGAUGACAUUGAAUUUUUUAUCACAAAACUCCAAAAAGCUGCUGAAGCAUUUUCUGAGCUUUCUAAAAGGAAGAAAACUAAGAAAGGUAAAAGGAAAGGACCAGGAGAGGGUGUUUUGACACUGAGAGCAAAGCCUCCACCUCCUGACGAGUUUGUUGACUGUUUACAGAAGUUUAAACAUGGAUUUAACCUUCUGGCCAAAUUGAAAUCUCAUAUCCAGAACCCCAGCGCUUCAGAUUUGGUUCAUUUUUUGUUUACUCCAUUAAAUAUGGUAGUACAGGCAACAGGCGGUCCUGAACUGGCCAGUUCAGUACUCAGCCCCCUACUGAAUAAGGACACAAUUGAUUUCUUGAAUUACACUGUCAGUGCUGACGAGCGGCAGCUGUGGAUGUCACUGGGCGAAGCUUGGAUGAAAGCCAGAGCAGAGUGGCCGAAAGAACAGUUUAUUCCGCCCUAUGUUCCGCGGUUCCGCAAUGGCUGGGAACCCCCAAUGCUGAACUUUCUGGGGACACCAAAGGAACAAGACCUGUAUCACCUGGCCGAGUCGGUGGCAAACGUGGCAGAGCAUCAGCGCAAACAGGACACGAAGAGAUUGUCCGCAGAGCAUUCCGGUGUGUCGGAGUACCCCCCAGCUGACCCAUAUGCAUUCAAUAGCAGCAUUUACGCCAGAGGGCCGCAUCUGGACCAAGUGGACAGCGCUGCUGCCUUUAAGCCAACUCCUAAUCGCCAUGUAGAAAGAAAUUAUGACCCACUCAAAACACAACCCAAGAAAUAUGCCAAAUCCAAGUACGACUUUGUGGCAAGGAAUAACAGUGAGCUCUCAGUUCUAAAGGAUGAUAUUUUGGAGAUACUUGAUGAUAGGAAGCAGUGGUGGAAAGUUCGAAAUGCAAGUGGAGACUCUGGGUUUGUGCCAAAUAAUAUUCUGGACAUCGUGAGACCUUCAGAAUCUGGAUUAGGGCGCACUGAUCCACCAUACACACACACCAUACAGAAACAAAGGAUGGAGUAUGGCCCAAGACCAACUGAUACUCCUUCUGCCCCGUCACCUCCUCCAACACCAGCUCCCGUUCCUGUCCCUCUUCCCCCUUCAGUACCAGCCCCUGUUCCCAUGUCAAAGGUCCCGGCGAAUAUCACUCGUCAGAACAGUGGCUCCAGUGACAGCGGGGGCAGUACUGUGCGAGAUGGCCAGAGAUACAGACAGCUUCCAGUGGACCGACGGAAGUCUCAGAUGGAAGAGGUGCAGGAUGAGCUCAUCCACAGGCUGACCAUUGGGCGCAGCGCCGCACAGAAGAAGUUCCAGGUGCCACGGCAGAACGUGCCAGUCAUCAACAUCACAUACGAUUCCACACCAGAGGAAGUGAAGACAUGGCUGCAAUCAAAGGGGUUCAACCCUGUGACGGUCAAUAGUCUUGGAGUGUUAAAUGGUGCACAGCUUUUCUCUCUCAACAAAGAUGAACUGAGGACGGUGUGCCCAGAAGGGGCCAGAGUGUUCAGCCAGAUCACCGUGCAGAAGGCUGCCCUGGAGGAUAGCAAUGGCAGUUCGGAAUUGCAAGAAAUUAUGCGAAGACGACAGGAAAAAAUCAGUGCUGCUGCUAGUGAUUCAGGAGUGGAAUCUUUUGAUGAAGGAAGCAGUCACUAAUUUGCCAUUUAUUUGUUUUUAAACUUUAUUAUUCUUGGCAUUAUUCCACCAUGCUUUGUUUUAAGAAGCCUUGAAGAUGAUGUCAGAUUCAUUUUUCUUGGUAUAUAUAAUUUAUUGCCAUAAAAAUACCCAAUCCAUACCCAGGUAAGCAGGGGACUGGCUUCUGGGCCCAUUGCUUUUAUUAAAACUGAAAAAUCUCAGCUGAAUUUAUUCACCUUUGAAAAUAACUUUUUCUGUGAGGUUUCCUUUAUUAAUUAUUUAAUUCCAUCUCAUAAGUAGAAGUUGAUUUUGUUUUUGGACAGUAGUGAAUUUAUUCACUGCAGCAAAGCAAAGAUACUCUAUAAUUCAAAAUGUUAACAAUUUCAAUUUUCUGUGACCAUAGUGUCUGUCAUUCAGCUCACUUAGGCCAGCCUCUGCUUGCUUAGUUUUCUCCUCUGACACAUUCAAUGAUAGAUUGAUACGAAGUUCUUAAUGCCAACAGUUUAAAAAAACUUUAAAACAUUUGAAUGAAUCAUGAAGUAUAGCCAGGCCUUGAACGUGCAAACAUGAAUAUGACACUCCCAAGACGUUUUCUUAGUCAUGGCUCUGUUGAUUCCAGUUCCUUGCAUAGCUUGUGUUUUGCUUUAGUUUCUACCCUGCCUAUUAUAUAUACUGUGUUCUUAUAUAUGGAAAGCACAAGUGGAAAAGGUCACAUGCACUCCAGACCUGUCAAAGGACAUAGCCCACGUUGGUGUACACAACAGUAUUUUGC